AUGUCGACCCAACAACCACCAACACCCAAAGCAUCGCGCAACUCGAAGCGAUCGCAGAAGAAACAAAACAGCGCCCCUUCUGCUGAACCUAGGGGCGCAUUACUGACAACACCCCCUUCAUCACCGCCCGUGAGCUCGAGCCCCGGAGUCGCCUUUGCUACGGAUGGGGCCAUGUUCAACGGAGACGUUAACGGUAAUGCUUCUUCUCGAAAGAAGAAUGGGACGCGUUCGACCAAGAAAACCAAAGAAAACUCUCGACCAAACAAUAUUACGCAAAACUCGACCUCGAAUCAUCGACACACCUCAUCCCAGCCCAGCAUAGCUUCACCACCCCCGCUCAAGGAUAGUCCGCACUAUGCUGGCCCGACUUUCCAUGCGUCUCCUGCACCAUCUGCGCUGCCUAUGCCUUCAUUCUUCUCCAAGUCGGUCCCUGAUUCUGGCCUUGCGACCGCGCUAGAACUCGACAGUGAAGCAGAUGCCGAGACUGAAACUGAACCUGAACUUGAUAUGACACCCUCGAAGCCCAAGGCCGCCGUGGCUCAUUCGAAUCAUGAGCCGUCUCCACUGGAUUUUCUUUUCAAGGCUGCGAUCGAUGCGAGGAGUAAAGCUCAGCAGAGUCCUGAAGUGACAAAAAGCAGGACUCCAAACACUGACUCCAAGGCCUACCAACGACCACACAGCUCUGCGAAUGGCAUAUUUUCUCUCGAACUCGAUGAGCCGGAACGAAACAUGAUGCCAAUCGGCCCGGCUUUUGCUACUCCGUACAAGGACAGAAUGAAUGCACUUCGGCCCAGUGGUGUUCACUCUCAGUCCACAGGCGAUCUGAACGAUGCCCACCGGAGGAUGAAGACGGAAGAGCUCAAGAAUUUACUGCUAAAUCCUAAGCCUCAGCGUCCUGCUUCUGCAUCACCUCAGCCAUUAGAAGCACACCGUGGCACUGUUCACGGUGCCAACAUGAACUACGAUUCCCCGCUGCAGACUUCUUCCGGGCCUCCUACACCCAUGUCUGCCUACACCCAGCGGGAUACGCGAUUUGCAAAUGUAGGAAAGAUCAAUUAUCACUCUGCGUAUGCCAACGGCACCGCUAUUCCACCUCGAAACGCCUCAUCUGCAUUGCGCCAGGAGUUCUCGCCUAACGCCAAACCAGUGAACGCCGGCCGAAUGCCACAUGGUCCUUAUUUUCAGCCACCUUACCAAGGCUUUUCUAUCCCGCAGCAGCGACACAAUCAACCACCUCCUCAGGGCACGAACUUCCAUCCCUCUCAGUCUCAGCCGGGAGGACUUGAUACGAAGAAAAUGGAGGACGACCUAAAGCGAGUCCUCAAACUUGAUCUGUCGAGCAACAUUCAGCCAAACGGAAUGCAAAGUUCCCUGGCAUAA
Talaromyces rugulosus is the source of this 1380-nucleotide messenger RNA. RefSeq lists its product as uncharacterized. Lineage: Eukaryota; Fungi; Ascomycota; Eurotiomycetes; Eurotiales; Trichocomaceae. Bases 1 to 1380 code for a protein of 459 amino acids. The record is from RefSeq and is a predicted model, not a curated record. The transcript has a single exon.